GCGCAGUGCGCUUGUCGAUUUAAGUGAAUUCAGGUGGAGGUUAGCGUCGCAUCUGCGUUCGUCACGAAAUCUUUUAGUUCGAUACUCCUUCCCGUAGUUUCUGUCACUUUUGCAAAGGAACAGUAAUAGCAGACGGAAAAUCACGAAGAUGGGCGAGAAAACUGAACACAUCGUCAUGACGCCGAAAUGCAAGACAGCGAACUCCACGACGUUGAUAAUUGAGAGACAGGCCCUGGAGCCGCCAGCGGAAAACGGGAACGAGAACAAUGUCCACAUCGCUGGUGGGGAUCACAAGGGGAUUGUUAUCAACAAACAGGUUGUGGCGGUGACAAAUGGCGAGGUGCAUCCUGCCCAACUGUGCUUGCAAUUUAGGGUAUUUCUCGUAAGCGCACAAACUGGAAAGCACACACAAGAACAGAGAACUCUCCAAUUUUGGUUUGUCGACACGCUCGCCGAGGCGGAACAGCCAAGCGUUGCGCAAGAAUUUUUCCGAGAACUCGUCACGCCGCAGGAGUUUCCUAGAGAUUAUGUGGGAUUUAUUAAAAAAAUAAUGAAAUUGAUGCAACAUAAAUAUCCCAGCAUUAAAAAACUAGAGGUGGAAUUGAGACAAUUGGAAGAGCCCAUUACUCUUCCAAGCAGGCCAUUAUCUACAGAUGAAAUAGUCAUGGGUCAAGUGAUUGAGCUGACAGUAGAAAAAGUUCUGGAGCUUAUCGAGUCUGCCUAUCCGAAUCCUGUUACCGUGGUUGACAUUGCGAAGGAACAUGGAUGGGAGCUAUCAGCUGUGGAUGCUAAAUUAAAAGAGCUUCAAGAGAAAGGGCUUGUUAAAGCAAUAGAUCAUGGGGCUUUCACACGUGUUGUUCAUGAGGAUACUCAAGUCCAAGUAGUAAAGUCGAUGCCAACGAUGGCAAGCGCGAAACAACCCACUAUUGCUAUCAUUACAGCUCAAUAUUGUGAAAAACUUGCUGUGGAUUCAUUGAUUGAGAACAAGGAAACCUUUGUUCGCUACACCACUGUUGGUACCGCAAGUUCGUCAGAUGCAAUAGACGGAAUUCCGCGGGUGAUAUGCCGUUUUGGAGAAUCAAAUGUAUAUACUUUGGGCAAUAUCGGUACGCAUAGGAUUGUGUGCACUAAACUACCAACUGUGGGACAUACCAGAGAAGCAAUGACCGCAGCUGGCAAUACCACUACUAGAUUGUUGGGUACUUUUCAAAAAGUGGAUUUUGUUUUUCUUGUCGGAGUUGGUGGUGGUGUUCCUCACUAUACAGAUUACAAUAAACACGUGCGAUUGGGCGAUGUGGUGAUAUCGCAUCCAACGCCGCUCAAUAAGAAAUAUGCGUACGUUUAUUGCGAAAGUGCUAAGAUGAAUGAAAGCGAGAACUAUCAUUUUGAGACCAAGGAAUAUUGCCCUCCAAAUCUUGGUCUUCAAGAAAUCGCGGCAACUCUGAAGAAGCAGGCUGAAAAUGAGACGUUUCCGCCAUGGCAAAUGUACAUGAAGGAAGGUUUGCAGAAUUUGGUCAAUCAAUCAGAACAUGAUUUUAACGCGCCACCACCAGAAUCUGAUAAAUUAUAUAUGGCUAUUGGAGAAAGGGAUGUUAUCGAAGUAUCUCAUCCAAUCGCUCCUCAAGAUUCUAUAAAUAAAAGAACUGAUAGAUGCUCCCGCAUUCAUCUGGCACCAGUAGCUUCUGGCCGACAAGUCGCACGAGACGAUCAACUUAGACAAAAGUUUGCGAGCCGAUUCGGUGCGCUUGCAUUUGAUGCAGAGAUGGAUGCUGUCGUAGAGAGUAUUUUGGGUAAUUGUCGCGAGAAUUUCAUUGUAAUCCGCGGAAUUGCCGAUUACAAAGACGGCACUCGAAUCAAAGAAUGGCAGCCAUACGCGGCAUUAGCGGCAGCCAGCGUAAUGAAAGCUAUAAUAUGUGCUAUGGAUCCACCUAUUAAUGACUAAUAUCACUUCUCGUCUAGUUUUUCUAACUUUAUUUUACAUAGCGUAACAAUGCAACGCGCAUAACUUUUCGUAGGGCAAAGGAUGAAAUCUAAAAUCAAAAUAGCACAUAUUACAUAAAGUGCACAAAAAUAAUUAAGUAACUGGCUUAUUCAAUGAAGUUCCUUAUUAAAUUAAUAUUUAAAAAUAAACAAAUAA
Molecule: messenger RNA, 2137 nt
Organism: Mycetomoellerius zeteki
Lineage: Eukaryota; Metazoa; Arthropoda; Insecta; Hymenoptera; Formicidae
Exons: 12
Coding region: 149-1942 (597 amino acids)
Biological process (GO): nucleoside metabolic process
Molecular function (GO): catalytic activity
Source: RefSeq, a predicted model, not a curated record